AUGUUCCUGUUUCUGCUGCUGCCUGUCCUCCUGGGUGUGGUGAGACUGUCCUCACCAGAGCCAAACACCUGUGAGGAUGCCCUGAAGACCUGCUCUGUGGUCGCCUGCGGCACCCCAGGAAGAGAUGGGCGAGAUGGACCCAAGGGAGAGAAGGGAGACCCAGGUCAAGGGCUCAGGGGCUUGCAGGGCCCUCCAGGGAAAUUGGGACCUCCAGGAAGUACAGGGGCUCCUGGGCUUCCAGGACCCAAAGGCCAGAAAGGAGAUCGUGGCGAAAGUUCAGUUGCUGAGUCCAAACUGGCGAACUUGGAGUCAGAGAUACGGACCCUAAAAUCAGAACUGGAACACAUCAAGAAGCUGCAAUCCUUCUCUUUGGGUAAAAAGUCUGGGAAGAAGUUCUAUGUGACCAACCAUGAGAAGAUGCCUUUUUCCAAAGCGAAGGCCUUGUGUGGGCAGCUCCGAGGCACUGUGGCCACUCCCAAAAAUGCUGAAGAGAACAAGGCCAUCCAAGCUAUGAUCAACGACUCUGCCUUCCUGGGCAUCACGGAUGAGGUGACAGAAGGCCAGUUCAUGUACGUGACAGGCGGGAGACUGACUUACAGCAAUUGGAAGCAAAAUGAGCCCAAUAACUUCGGCUCGGGGGAGGACUGUGUCAUUAUCCUGAAGGACGGGCUCUGGAAUGACUACUCCUGUACAUCCUCUCUACUGGUGGUCUGUGAGUUCCCAGCCUGA
Jaculus jaculus (lesser Egyptian jerboa) is the source of this 729-nucleotide messenger RNA. RefSeq names its product mannose-binding protein A-like. Lineage: Eukaryota; Metazoa; Chordata; Mammalia; Rodentia; Dipodidae. The transcript is spliced from 4 exons. The record is from RefSeq and is a predicted model, not a curated record. The coding region runs from base 1 to 729 and encodes 242 amino acids. Gene Ontology annotation, biological process: positive regulation of phagocytosis; surfactant homeostasis. Gene Ontology annotation, cellular component: rough endoplasmic reticulum; multivesicular body.